AAUUGUGUCAAUGUUACAGAGUUUAGAUAAAAAAUUCGUCAGAGUGUAAUAAAUUAAUAUAUAUAUCAAUAUUUAAAUUUUACGUAGGUAUAACACUAUACACUUUAGUGAAUUUCCAACAUUUGUUAUAAAAUAAAAUUCAAUAAAAUUCAUCAUGACGUCUUGGAUACCAAUGGAAUCGAAUCCAGAAGUUAUGACAAAGUUUUUACACAAAUUAGGUGUACCAAAAGAUUGGUGUAUUGUUGAUGUUUAUGGAUUGGAACCUGAUCUAUUGGCUCUUGUACCUAAACCAGUUCUUGCUGUUAUUUUAUUAUAUCCUUUAUCCAAAAAGGGCGAUAAUAGUUUAGAAGAUGAAGAGGAAGCUGACAAAAUGAAAGAUGCAAAUAAUUUUAAAGAUGCAGAAGUUUUUCAUAUGAAACAAUACAUUCAUAAUGCCUGUGGUACAAUUGCAUUAAUUCAUAGUGUUGCAAAUAAUCAAAAUAUCAUAAAUCUUCAAGAUGGUUUUUUAAAAUCUUUCUUAGAUGAUGCAAAAAAUCUUUCUUUUACGGAAUGUGGAAAACAUUUAAUGGAAUCGCAUGGUAUUAGUACUACUCAUAAAGAUGUUGCACAAGAAGGACAAACAGAGGUUCCAAGUGAAGAAGAACCAGUUUAUCAUCAUUUUGUAGCAUUCAUACAAAAGAAUGGAGUUUUAUAUGAAUUAGAUGGUCGUAAAUCUGCUCCUAUUAAUCAUGGUACAACUAGUCCGGAAACAUUAUUAGAAGAUGCAGCGCGUGUUUGUAAAGAAUAUAUGGCUCGUGAUCCAGAAGAGGUGUGUUUUACAGUUCUUGCUUUCACUAACAGUGAUGCAUCAACAUUAUAAUUGAAGAUGUAGAAUAUAUACUUGAGGAUAACUGUUUAAAUAAUUUAUUUCAUACAUUAUAUACAUACAUCUGCUUUGUAUCGCAUUUAUUAACAUUUGCUAUUGUAAAAUGAAUAUUUGCAAAAAAUAUAUGUAUAAAAUGCAAAACAAAAUAUGAA
Messenger RNA from Apis laboriosa (Himalayan honeybee), 1017 nucleotides. It is a transcript of the gene Uch, whose product is annotated as ubiquitin carboxyl-terminal hydrolase. Gene Ontology annotation, biological process: protein deubiquitination; ubiquitin-dependent protein catabolic process. The record is from RefSeq and is a predicted model, not a curated record. Gene Ontology annotation, cellular component: cytoplasm. NCBI's taxonomy places the organism in Eukaryota, Metazoa, Arthropoda, Insecta, Hymenoptera, Apidae. Gene Ontology annotation, molecular function: cysteine-type deubiquitinase activity. Bases 155 to 859 code for a protein of 234 amino acids. The transcript is spliced from 8 exons.